UAGCCUUCAACUUGAAGGUAUUGGUACUCAACCAAUUAUCAAUGAACAACAACAACAACAACAAUCAUUGCUAGAACAACAACAUAUCGGAUUCCCAUCUCCGGCAUAUGCAUUUGCUUAUAAUCCAGGUCAUUAUGCGCAAACUGAACAG
Molecule: messenger RNA, 151 nt
Organism: Loa loa (African eye worm)
Lineage: Eukaryota; Metazoa; Nematoda; Chromadorea; Rhabditida; Onchocercidae
Exons: 1
Source: RefSeq, a predicted model, not a curated record